Molecule: messenger RNA, 726 nt
Organism: Lactuca virosa
Lineage: Eukaryota; Viridiplantae; Streptophyta; Magnoliopsida; Asterales; Asteraceae
Source: the annotation of a GenBank genome assembly
AUGGAGUUGGAAUCUGUGACUUCAAUGUUAGGAGAUUGGAACUCCUUCAAUGGAGUAACUGUCGGCGAUGAGGCUUAUUUUAUGUCACAAUUGCUUGAUAAUUUUUCAGUUCCAAAUGAAUCACAGAAUUCUUCUCCUUUUGAAGUUUCUUCUACAUUUUGGCCUCAUCAUGAGGUUGAUGAAACUUGGGUUAAUUUGUCACAAGAUAAUGAAUUGUCUGCAAGUUCUAGGAAACGUUCUGGUAGCAUGGCUGAUGUGGAUGAGAAAUUGGAAAAGAGAAAGUGUAGAAAAAGUCAGAAGCUUAUUUCCAAUAACAACAAAGAUGAAGUUGACAAUGAUGCAGUUUUUGAUCAAAUUAUGAAAAUUUAUGGAUCUGAUGAAGAUUCAAAUUGGUCUCAAGAGUCAAUAAGUCCGAGGCCAAAACAGGUACAAAUUUUGAAGACAAGAGCAAGUAGAGGUUCAGCAACUGAUCCACAAAGUGUCUAUGCAAGAAAAAGAAGAGAAAAAAUUAACGAACGUUUAAGAAUAUUACAGAAUCUUGUUCCUAAUGGGACAAAGGUUGAUAUAAGCACAAUGCUUGAAGAGGCUGUUGAGUAUGUGAAGUUUUUGCAGCUUCAAAUCAAGUUGUUGAGCUCUGAUGAUAUGUGGAUGUAUGCUCCGAUUGCAUACAAUGGAAUGAACAUUGGGCUUGACUUAACAACAAUCCCAUCAUUAUCACCAAGAUGA